AUGCCGAGUACCACUCAUGAACAAUUUGGUUCUCUUUGGAACAAACUCUUUCCAACGACGCUAGGAAAUGGAACUGACUAUACCAAAGUUGUCACUCCUUAUUUGUAUGUAAUGCGUGAUGGCUUUUUUGUUCUUCUUUCAGCAAAUCAAGGAUUACCUUUUUAUGAAGGUCGUAUGGGAUCAGUUGAUUCUUCUGGAGUGAACGAAAUUCAAGAAGAAAUGUGUGGAACUUUUGCACUUUCUUCUACAGCCCUAGAUAGUCUUAAAAGAAAAGCAAAGGUUGUUGAUGUUUAUAAAAAAAAUGCUAGCAACAGAUGGUGUUUUGACAGACAAGAAGAAUGGGAGCUUAAUGGGAUUCCUCCUUUCAUUUGCUUUGCAGGAAAAUUGCAUAAAGAUGACCCCCGUGGGACAAAGACAGUUGAUUGGGAAACCCUUAUCAGACAAGAACAACCCCUACAUCACCGCGACUUUGUACUCAAACGGCUCUCUGCAACAUGGAAUGAAAGUUCUACAAACUCCAACUUCCGAGGAUUUCGCUUUGAUCAUCCCGAUUGUCAGUUUAAGAUCUGGGUCCAUGAAAAGAAUCGGCGUGCCCUAAAGAGUGAACUAAAUGGCCUUAAAAAACAGAUUGAAGAAUUUAAUAAAAUACUUGAUUUCUGUAAAAAAUUUGAAAGUGCAGCAUUUACAUUCCUUUCAACCCAAUCUUUUCCAACAACCGAUGCAGGAGAAAUCGAUUGGACGGCACUGAAAGGUUGGGGCAGUUUAGCACAGGAAAUUCCGUUUCCUCAUUUAAAAACUCGAUAUCCCAAUCUCUCUGAACAAGUAAGCUCCUACGAAGAAAAUCAAACAGAGGACGAAAGACAAGCACUUGAAGCCGGCUUUAACGAGUUCUUUAAAACCCUUCCCUACAAAGCGCAUUUUCCAACCGAAAAUGUUCAUUACGGUGGAAUUUGCACCGACAACUUCAUGAACAUUCUGAUCAAACGGAAAAAGCAGAACAACGACUAG
This is a messenger RNA of Trichoplax adhaerens, 1008 nucleotides long. RefSeq lists its product as uncharacterized. The coding region runs from base 1 to 1008 and encodes 335 amino acids. The transcript has a single exon. NCBI's taxonomy places the organism in Eukaryota, Metazoa, Placozoa, Uniplacotomia, Trichoplacea, Trichoplacidae. The record is from RefSeq and is a predicted model, not a curated record.